AGAUUCGGCGAAGGCUGUGAGACGGAGGAAUGUUGCCUCCGCGAGCACGCCAUCAUGCAGGGUUGGCUGCUUUGCCUCCCCUCGAUCCACCAAUCCUGCAAUCAUCCCUUAGCUGGGCUUCUGAUCCUCGCAAUUUGAGGUGGGUCCAUGAGAUAUCACGCCUUCUCCUCUGGAAUCUGCUGCAAGCGCUCGUCCGAUCACCUCACGUUGGAUCCUGCGUCGCCGCACAAUGGCGCCCAGGUGCAGGAAUCAAGGGAAGAGCACGAACCUCUCCUCUUGACUGGCUCUCUCUCUCUCUCUCUCUCUCUCUCUCUCGCUUUCUCGUUCUCUCGCACCCCCUCCCUUCGCCGAUUUUUUCUUCGCUGCAUUUGGUGCACAAAUUCUACAGAUACAGGUGCUUGGACUAGCUUGUGUUUGUACUUGUUGCGGGGGAUUAGCAGGCGAGGUCUGACUUUGUGGAUGGAUUGACCUUGUUGUUGCUGUAGAACUAGUUGGGGAGUCAGGGAUUCCAACGCGCAUUUUGUCUCUUGGAUCGCCCUGAAGUGGUUGCAUGUUUUGAAGCUUCACGGCCGUUCUCCGCGCGUGAUUACUUGCAGUUAGUGUGCUUUGCUUUUCACCUUGGAACAAAUUUGGGGUUGCAUGUACUUUCUCGUACGAAUUUCUAGUUGUGAUCGUUGCAACUAUUUCGUUUGACGAGGUGUUUGUUUAUCUUCUUUUAUUUUGUUUUUUUUGUAUAAUAUUUUGAAUUUUGUCUCUUCCAUGGUGGCAUUGCCCUUGGCUUUACCUGGUGCGUGACUUUGAGAUCUGAUUUCACGUACAUGUUCGCUUGAAUUGGUUGAUCCUGUAGUCUGCUCUGUAGUUUACUUAUGUUUGUAUAAUUUGUGUAUUCCCUUAUGCGAUAGUGUGUUCUUUUGUACCAAGUCAAUGCUUGGGAAUUGUUUGUCUGGCUGCAUGUUGUGUUAGUGUCAUGGGGUGAGCUAAACUCGACUAAUUUGGCAAACCAUGAAAGAAUUUGCGACGCUCGUGUGCUCGUGCAGGCAUGGUUUAGCACAGGUUGCAUCAACAUUCUCCCAGUCUUCGUCACCUCCCUCUUGGCAGGCGCAGCUGUGAGUUUUGUGAGGGGAUUAAGUUGGAGACGCGGAGAUGGCAGUACCUGCCGCGGCCAUGAGCUUGUUGCAUAACCAUACCUCGGCGGGGUUUCGUCAGACCAAGCUUGGACCCUGCACCUUUGGAUCCGCACGGAAUUCACUCUUGAAGACCACAAUUUCUCGUGGUGCAAUGGUCAGUCGCUGCGCACCAUCGCCCGCCCCCGUGAAAUCAACGAGUUCAAGAUUUUCCAUGAGGCGGAACUCGAGAAUGUCCUCCAACAGUGAAAGCAUGGCGGAGAAUUUCAGUGAAGAUGACGAAGAGUACGCUGAUUCCUCGAUUGUGGAAGCUUUGGAAGUCAAGAGCGGCUUUGAUGGAUUCACCAUCAAAAUGCGGGAUGGCAAUGUGCUCAAGUGUGUGCACAACAGGUCAACAGAGGGAGGCUAUCUUCCCGUGUAUGCUCCACAACCGGCGAUCGUUCUACGAUUAAACGAUGGCUCCAACCUUUUACUCCCAAUUAUUGUACUUGAACUGCCAAGUAUUAUGCUUCUGGAAGCGGUAAGAAAUGUUAACAUCUCGCGCCCGACAGUGUACCAAGUAAUGAGCGAGAUGCUAGAGGUGUCGGGAUACAAAGCGAAGGUUGUUCGAGUGACUAAGCGAGUCAACGACGCUUACUUUGCAAGAAUUUAUCUCGUGAAGGAUGGAGAUGACGCCGCCGCUCCUGUGAGCCUCGAUGUCCGCCCCUCGGACGCCAUCAACCUUGCCGUGCGCUGCAAAAUACCUAUUCAGGUGAACAAGCAGCUAGCUGUAGGGGACGGCGUUCGCAUUGUCAGCGAGCCCGAGAAGCUACCUUCUAGCAUCGCCACCAAGAGUGCGCAAUUUAUCAUCGACAUGGACAAGGCACUUCCGGGAGACUGUGAAGAUGCUAAAGAGUUCAUUAUCAUUCGGGACAUGUAUAUUGCGGCUGUGGAGGAGAGAUUCAUCGAUGCGGCUAAGCUGCGCGAUGAGCUCCAGCAGUUCAGGACACACAACCGUAAGGACUCACAAAAGCAAACGUGAUCGACGGAGCUUAUCCAAUCGGUUGGGAUUAUCUGGUAAACGUCCAAGUGAUGAAGCCUGAAUCAAGGCUUUCAGUUUUCGAUUGACAGCGUCUCUCUGUGUGUGUAUGUAUGUGUAUAUAUAUAUAUAUGAAACCACUAGAGAAUAUGUUCUAUGGAGAAUCAAACCCUAGCUCUUCGGUGUGGCGCUCGCACAAUCAACAUUUUAUCAUGUACAAAGCAGAGAGAGGAUCUUCACUAACGGUGCAGAAGAAGGAUCUCAAGCUCAAACAGGGAUAAACAUGGUGUACAGUACAGCCAUGCUUUUUCAGUGCUGCAUCGUCUCCUGCAUUUUCAAGUAUCGAAUUCAUCAUCCUGCUCAAACCAUCUGCUGAUACUAAGAGCUGUUUUUGAUUGCAGUUUACUUCAGAUGUACAUACAUUCCAGAGAGUAGACCCACUCAUAUUAUAAGACCUCAUAAUACUGAGUACUGGGGCAAAGUGAAGGAAAUAGACUGCUUUUCACAUUGUGGUUAUCUGCAGUAAGUACUUGCAGCUUGUGGGUACUUGUGUAGGUUCUCUUUGAUGGGUAGAGGAUUAACUGGUCUGUAGCAAGAGUGGGUCUGGCUUUUAAUACUUUGAUGUGUGUACUAAUUUGCCGACAAUUCACACAGAACUCCAGGAGAGGUCUGUUGUUCGUUGAAGUUUCGAAAAAUAAUGAGGCUCUUGUCUCGACAAAUAGUACUAAUCUUUAUUGCAUUCGUAUACAUGUUAGCAGAGGAAACAAUACAAUGUUACUGAAUAAACUACAAUUUUUGUGCUGGA
This is a messenger RNA of Physcomitrium patens, 2947 nucleotides long. The record is from RefSeq and is a predicted model, not a curated record. Lineage: Eukaryota; Viridiplantae; Streptophyta; Bryopsida; Funariales; Funariaceae.